This is a messenger RNA of Aethina tumida (small hive beetle), 2193 nucleotides long. RefSeq names its product sodium-independent sulfate anion transporter-like. The record is from RefSeq and is a predicted model, not a curated record. Gene Ontology annotation, molecular function: sulfate transmembrane transporter activity. The coding region runs from base 283 to 2052 and encodes 589 amino acids. The transcript is spliced from 7 exons. NCBI's taxonomy places the organism in Eukaryota, Metazoa, Arthropoda, Insecta, Coleoptera, Nitidulidae. Gene Ontology annotation, biological process: transmembrane transport. Gene Ontology annotation, cellular component: membrane.
UCCAUCGGAGAAAACCUUUUUUUUACCACCGUUUCUCCAACCUCCAAUCCGGAUAAUUAAAUCCAGUGCAACCUUAUCCGUAUUUGCAUUAUUUUUUCGCGCGCUGCCAUUGAAAUUAUCGGGGAAUUUAUAAAAGCCGGUCCGGAUCAAUUUCUUCAGUAGCUGAUCGAAAUUCGUCGCGACAAGUUUCUCCGAACAUUCUUUUUUAUUUUUCAUUUUAAUAAUUCAGUCGCGUCGCGUUCUGUUAACGAAUGUGUCAUUGGUGAGGAAAAUUAUUGAAAAAUGGUCGCCCAAGAAACACUAGGAUUGUGCCGUUCGAUCGACCCGAAGAAGUUCGUCCGCAGCAAAUUCCCCGUACUGGAAUGGAUGCCAAAAUACACCCUAUCCACUCUGUUUCACGACCUGCUGGCCGGUCUCACAGUCGGUCUGACCGAAAUUCCCCAAGGAAUCGCAUAUGCGGUCGUCGCCGGAAUGGGCACAGAAUACGGUCUCUACUCCGGCUUCAUGGGUUGCUUCAUGUACUUCAUUUUCGGGACGUGCAAGGACAUCAACAUCGGACCCACCGCCAUCAUGGCCUUAAUGAUGCAACCUCACGUUGCUAAGAUGGGAGACGAUAUGGCUGUGCUAAUGACUUUUAUCGCUGGUGUGAUUAUUUUUGUGUUGGGACUGCUGAAUUUAGGUUUUCUGGUGCAGUUUUUUUCUUAUCCUGUGAUUGCUGGUUUCACAUCAGCUGCUGCCCUCAAUAUUGCAUCGUCGCAGAUCAAAAGUCUCCUAGGUAUCAAGGGAAAGAGUGACGCUUUCCUUGAAGCUUGGGAGACUGUUUUCAAAAAUAUUCGCCAAGUCAGAACUUGGGAUACAACCCUAGGUCUUAUUACAAUUGUAUUUUUAGUUUUGUUAAAGGAGAUAAGAGUGUUUGGGACCUUGCAAUACAGACAGGAUUGGUCCAAAUCCAGAAAUAUAAUCGGAAGAGUCAUCUUUCUCGUCUCUUUAUCCAGAAACGCCUUAGCUGUAAUAGUCGGUAUUAUUUUAGCUUAUUGUCUAGAGAACAAUGCAGAUGACUUCCCAUUUUUAAUCACAGGUUCUGUUAAAAGUGGUCUUCCGCCAUUCAAACUACCUCCAUUCACUACCACGUUCAAUGGAACUGACUAUUCCUUCUCCGAUAUGGUUUCCGACUUCAACACCAUCGUUAUCUUUUGUCCUUUGAUUGCAAUCCUCGAGCACAUCGCCAUUGCCAAGGCUUUCUCUAAAGGACGCACGUUGGAUGCAACACAAGAGUUAGUGGCGUUGGGUGUCUCCAACAUCAUGGGUUCGUUUGUAGGAUCAAUGCCGGUGACCGGUUCCUUCACCAGAACAGCUGUAAAUAAUUCAUCGGGGGUGAAAACGCCGGCUGGUGGUAUUUUAACCGGCACCAUUGUGUUGUUGGCACUCGGUUUUCUCACCUCCGCCUUUUAUUACAUUCCCAAGGCAACUUUGGCCGCCGUAGUGAUUGUGGCUAUGUUUUAUUUGUUCGAAUUUGAAGCAUUCGUUGUAUUAUGGAGAUCCAAAAAGUUGGAUUUGUUAGUCUUUUUGGUGACUUUAAUAUGUUGUUUGCUGAUUAGUCUGGAGUAUGGAAUAAUCAUAGGAAUAAUCUUUAAUCUAACGUUUGUGCUGUACACAAGCGCACGUCCCAAAAUAACAAUUGACAAAGAGAAGUUCUCACAAGGGGACGUUUAUGUAAUAACUCCUAAAACCAACCUUCACUUUACUGCAGCGGAGUACAUGAGAGAAUUGAUUUUGCAAAACUGUGACGAACAAAAUGCUUUAGUUGUAAUUAAUGGUAGAAACGUAGGCAACUUGGAUGCCACCGUAGCUAAAAGUUUUCAUGUUCUGGUUGACGAGUUUAAAAUCAGAAAGCAGAAGAUUGUUUUCUGGAAGUUUAAGGAGAGGCUGGUCAAUAUUUGUGCCGGAAUUGAUCCCGAUUUGGUUAAGCAUUUUAAAAAUGAAGAUCUUGAAGUCAUUUUAACUGAGAUUAAUAGUGAAACUCAACCAUCAUCAGUACAUAGUAUCCAGUAAUCAGAAAGUUACUUUGAGAAUCGAGUACCUGAUGUUAAUGUUUUUAUGUUAAUAUGACGACUGUAUAUUAUGCUUAUAUUUUAAGCACAAUUGUUAUUUAUCUAUAAUUUUGAACUUAUAUAAUAUAUUUUUUAUAAUUUU